CAGAAACAGUGCUCUACUGGAUCUGAAAAAGUAGCUCGGGCUUGGCUGCUGCUGCGCUCUGGCAGGGCUUUUAGAUACCUAUUUGUUCGAUACCAGGAAGGGGAGUCGGGGGACUUCAGUUUUGAAAGUUCAGGUGCUUUACGCCAGCUGUCCAGAAGAGUUUCCUCAGCUCAUUUUUUCCUUGCUGCUAUCAGAAAUGGUGAAAUUGUAUGUAAAAGUAAUUUUAUUUGACGUAUAUCGAUGUGCCAAGGCUUAAAUGUAUAGAGCUCCCAACUCACAAGUUAACGAAUUCCAUGAGAAUUUUAGGAGCGAUUCUAAACCAGACCAAAAUGUGCCUUGGUGCCGCCCCAGCGGAUCGCGUUUGUCUCUUUGUUUCUCCAUGCUCUGUGCAGUUUUGAAGCCAGGCAUAUAUGGCAGUACUGGAAAGGGAACAUACCCUAGGUGUUACUUGAAGAAGUGUUGAUGCUUUGCUCUUUUCUCCCAAGUCAGUUCCAACCCAAGUCUCCCAGCAAAUAGGCCCGCAAAGCCAGUGGAACCAUUUGUAAUGUAUAUGCCAGCAACCUGUUUUUACCCGACGCUUAAGGAUCACAUGGCACAGCUUUCCAUGAUUAACUUUGGUAAUGAUGAAGGCUGGAAGGUUUUCAAGUGCUUAGGUGGAGAAAAGCAGGGAUAAAGUUGGAACCCAAAGCCCAGAAUGGCAGGAGAGGAUGUGGGGGCUCCACCAGAUCACCUCUGGGUUCACCAGGAGGGAAUCUACCGCGACGAAUACCAGCGUACAUGGGUGGCCGUCGUGGAAGAGGAGACGAGUUUCCUCAGGGCACGAGUCCAGCAAGUCCAGGUUCCCUUAGGUGAUGCAGCUAGGCCAAGUCACCUUCUUACCUCCCAGCUACCUCUCAUGUGGCAACUCUACCCAGAGGAGCGCUACAUGGAUAACAACUCUCGCUUGUGGCAGAUACAGCAUCAUCUAAUGGUCAGGGGAGUGCAGGAGCUGUUGCUUAAGCUUUUGCCUGAUGAUUAACCUGGUGCUGGGACUCUAGGAAGAUAUGCUCCUCUGUUGUGUUCAGUAUAUGGCAAUCUUCACCCACCACCACAGCGCACCCACUCUUGGGCCUG
This is a messenger RNA of Octodon degus (degu), 1113 nucleotides long. It is a transcript of the gene Mtcp1, whose product is annotated as mature T cell proliferation 1. Gene Ontology annotation, molecular function: protein serine/threonine kinase activator activity. The record is from RefSeq and is a predicted model, not a curated record. Bases 695 to 1018 code for a protein of 107 amino acids. Lineage: Eukaryota; Metazoa; Chordata; Mammalia; Rodentia; Octodontidae. The transcript has 5 exons. Gene Ontology annotation, biological process: positive regulation of peptidyl-serine phosphorylation.